AUGGCUUCCAACAUCUUCCAGAAUGAGUUGACCUGCUCCGUGUGCAUGAAUUAUUUCAUAGACCCAGUCACCAUAGGCUGUGGGCACAGCUUUUGUAUGCCUUGUCUCUGUGUCUGCUGGGAGCAAGCCCCACGUCCUCCUCGCUGCCCUGUGUGCAGGGAAACAUCACAUCAAACGACCUUUAAAACCAACAUUGUCUUGAAGACACGGGUCUUCCUUGCCAGACGGGCAAGACCCUACCAAUUCCCACGCACUGCAGAACAGAUGUGUGAGAUACACCUGAAAACAAAGAACUUUUUCUGUGAGGUUAUCAAGGAUGCACUCUGUUUGCUCUGCUGUAAGGCUGAGGAGCACGUGGCUCACAGACAUUGUUCUGUUGACUGGAUCGCUGAGGAAUACCGGGGUUAUGUGACUCUACGGAGGAAGAUGAUCCGUGCUGAAUAUCAGAAGGUGUGUCCAUUGCUCUACAAGGAGGAGAAACGUCAUUUGGAGAGAAUAGAAAAGGAAAGCAAAGAGAUUUUGCAACAACUCAAGCAAAGUGAAGACAGCAUGGACCUAAAGGGGAAACUCCUAAGAGGAAUGUAUGAGGAGCUCAAGGACAUGUGCCAUAAACCAGACAUGGAGCUGCUCCAGCAUUUUGAAAACACGUUGAAAAGGAGUGAGUCGGUGCAGCUGCACGUGACCCAACCUGUGGAUCCACAGCUCAGUUCAUGGCCCAUCACUGGGCUGAUAGGCAGGCUCAACCGAUUCCAAGUGUAUGUUUCCUUGGAUAAUGAAGUAGUCACUGGUCACAUCCCACUGUUUGAAGAUCUGAAACGUUUUCUCUUUGGUACUGAUCAUCUUGAAGUUGCCAAUAAUUCAGCAAGAUCUAAAUAUUUUCUUGCCUGGGGAGCCCAGUCAUUCACUUCUGGCCAACAUUACUGGGAGGUGUAUGUGGGGGACUGUUCGAACUGGGUCAUUGGAUUUUGUAAUGAUUCUUGGACAAUGAGGAAUGACAUGGUCCUUGACUCAGAGGGAAUCUUUCUACUUUUUUGUGUCAAAGACGACAAUGGGUGCAGUCUCUUUACCUCUUCCCCAGUGUUGCCUCAGUACGUAGAAAGGCCUGUAGGCUGCGUGGGGGUGUUCCUGGAUUACGAAUGUGGUACAGUGAGCUUUGUUAAUGUGGCCGAUAGUUCCCUCAUUUGUAGUUUCCUCUCGUGCUCCUUCUCUUCCCUUCUCAAGCCUUUUCUUUGCUGUGGACUCCCAUAA
Molecule: messenger RNA, 1248 nt
Organism: Ceratotherium simum simum (southern white rhinoceros)
Lineage: Eukaryota; Metazoa; Chordata; Mammalia; Perissodactyla; Rhinocerotidae
Source: RefSeq, a predicted model, not a curated record